Messenger RNA from Calypte anna (Anna's hummingbird), 3391 nucleotides. RefSeq names its product sphingomyelin synthase 1 (gene SGMS1). Gene Ontology annotation, molecular function: protein binding; ceramide cholinephosphotransferase activity; sphingomyelin synthase activity. Gene Ontology annotation, cellular component: endoplasmic reticulum membrane; Golgi membrane. Bases 706 to 1947 code for a protein of 413 amino acids. Gene Ontology annotation, biological process: ceramide biosynthetic process; sphingomyelin biosynthetic process. The transcript is spliced from 6 exons. The record is from RefSeq and is a predicted model, not a curated record. Lineage: Eukaryota; Metazoa; Chordata; Aves; Apodiformes; Trochilidae.
UCGGUGCGGGCACACGGCGUGGCCGGGGCUGCCGCGGGUCAGCGCUCGCAUCCUGUGCCCCGAUCACCUCUCCUGCUUCUUCCUCCAGGCGCUUCCCUGGCGAGCAGAGAGCGGAGCGGUGGCGGAGCCCGGCAUCGCUGCCGCGGGGAAGCCGAGAGGAAACUUUUAAUUGGGAGGAAGUUUCGGCCCGCGAAGGAGACGCCGGAGAAGAUCCCGGGGUCUGAGAGUUGCUCUGCCGGGGCGGAGGAAGGAUUGUAAAACCCUUCAGUCUGCAGAGGCCUUGCUGCUGCCUCUCUCUGCUCUUGCCUUAAGCUUCGCCUCUGCCUGGAGCCUGGGAAGAGGCAGAGUUAGCUGCUGGUCUGCCUCCUGAUUUCCGUAGCUCUCCAUCCGGCACUGGAUGUUCCUGUUUUAGUUAUAAGGCGUGUUCGACUGCGGGUGGAGGGUCAGAGCUGUGUUUUGGAAGCGAGCAGAAGGACUCUGAUACAGAAGAAGGAUGCCAACACGAAUAUGAAGUGAACCAUUUCCCAUGCUUGCCACAGCACCUGGAUGCUCCUGUCAAGUGGUCAGGGACAGGGACGUGCCUCUCACCAAACUGCUUCUUCGGGCAAAAUGAAGCCAAGGAAGAGCUUUCCAGUGCACUGGAGUCGCAGUGACUGCUGCCCAAUUUAAAAUUAAUGUCGGACUGUGCCCCAGCUGCCCGGCGAAAUGAAAGAAGUGAUGUUGUGGUCACCCGAGGAGGUGACAAAUUGGCUAACAGAAAAUGCUGUGCCAGAGUAUUGUGAGCCAUUGAAGAGCUUCACCGGGCAGGAUUUGAUCAGCCUCACAGAGGAGGAUUUUAAGAAGACACCUCUUUCCAGGGUGUCUUCUGACAGCGGACAGCGUUUAUUGCACAUGAUUGAAACUUUAAAAAUGGCUCAUCACAUCGAGGCACACAAAAACGGGCACGUCAAUGGGCACAUCCGUGUCAGUGUCAGCAAAACCCCACGGGAGAACGGCUUCAGCAGUAAAAUGAAGCUGAAUGGGAUGCCAAAUGGGUUUAAGAAGGAGAUGAUAAAGAUCCCCAUGCCAGAGCCAGAGCGCUCACAGUAUCCUAUGGAGUGGGGCAAGACUUUCCUGGCUUUUAUUUAUGCACUUUUCUGUUUCGUCUUUACCACAGUGACAAUCUCAGUUGUUCAUGAACGAGUGCCUCCCAAGGAGGUGCAGCCUCCCCUACCAGAUGCAUUUUUUGAUCGCUUUGAUCGGGUGCAAUGGGCUUUUUCUAUUUGUGAAAUCAAUGGCAUGAUCCUUGUAGGACUGUGGUUUGUUCAGUGGCUGCUCUUAAAAUACAAGUCUAUAAUUAGCAGAAGAUUUUUCUGUAUAGUUGGCACACUAUACCUGUAUCGGUGUAUUACAAUGUAUGUGACUACACUCCCAGUACCUGGCAUGCAUUUCAAAUGUUCUCCAAAGCUUUUUGGAGACUGGGAAUCUCACCUGCGAAGGAUAAUGAAGCUGAUUGCUGGCGGGGGAUUGUCCAUCACAGGCUCCCACAACAUGUGUGGUGACUACCUGUACAGCGGCCACACCGUCAUCCUGACCCUUACCUACUUAUUUAUCAAAGAGUAUUCCCCACGGCGACUCUGGUGGUAUCACUGGCUCUGCUGGGCACUCAGCAUGGUUGGGAUGUUUUGCAUCCUCCUUGCUCAUGACCACUACACUGUGGACGUGGUGGUGGCUUAUUACAUCACUACAAGACUUUUCUGGUGGUAUCACACAAUGGCCAACCAGCAAGUGCUAAAAGAAGCUUCCCAAACCAACCUCCUUGCAAGGGUCUGGUGGUACAAGCCCUUCCAGUACUUUGAAAAGAAUGUCCAAGGAAUUGUACCUCGUUCUUACCACUGGCCCUUCCCCUGGCCAGUGCUGCACCGGGGCAGGCAGGUGAAAUACAGCCGCCUGGUGAACGACACAUAACAGCGUGUCCACAGAGAAAGUGGGGGCUGAAGGACCUGUCCCAAGUGCUAAGAACUCUGUUUGAGAGGAUGCCAUAAAAAAAAAAAAAGUCAACUGCUCCCUAACCCUUCCUUUUAACUGUUCCCUCGACUUAACCUAUUCAAUUACCUGGUAAGCACUGUGAUCUUUUUUUCUCUCCAAAGGAUCUGCGUUGGUCAACAAUAAAGAAAAUUUAACUUAUCAUGCACUGUUACAUAUUUCUUGUUGGUAGAUUUGGGAUUUACAUUUACCCAUUGCUGUGUUCCUUUGUACAUGAUGGGACAGCAUAAAUGAAAGCUUUUAUAUCAUAAGUUCUGGUCUUUCCAGUCAUGUCUGGGAAUAAAGCAUAUUAUUUUCUUGGGAAAAAAUACUUUUCAUAUUUCUUGCCCCAAAGAUUGGGCUGUAAGCCAUUUUCUAACAAAAGACUAUAUGAAGGUUUCUAAAUACCUGCCUUGGGUAAAAUCAAGAAAUCUUUCUACCUGUUGCACCAUGCUACAUAUAAGAUGAUAGACACAGAAAGGUUUGGUAAUCUUGAUUUUGUAUAAUCUGCAGUUACUGUGUCAAAAAUUGCAAAAAAUAAAAAUUGUAAAGUUAUUUUCUAAAUAUUUCCUAACUUUAUUUUUCAAAAUGUGUAUGAAAAUUAAAUUUAAAAAGCUUUUUACAUGUCAGAGCAUAGAGAGGUAAAAUUUAAGAAAAAGCUUCCUUGGAGAGAGAGAUUUGUCUAUGUUUCUAGUGCCUUUCUUGUCUUGAUUGUAUGGUCAGUAGGCAGUCUUAAAUGUUUUUAUUUAAAAUAAAGUAUUACAUGAAAGCAGAAUUAUAUAUACUGUAUAAUUACUAAUUUUUGCAUUUAUAGCUAAAUUAAACUGGAAAUUUGCUUAUAAUGUUGAAAUUGUAAUGUGUAGGGACAAAAAACCUAACCAAAACAAAACCACAAAUAAAAAGGGUCCGAUCUUGCUCACACAUUGUGGGCAGGUCAAAAUGAAAAGUAUCACUUUAUUGUCUACUUGGUAGCUGUAUUUUGAAAAGAAAAACAGCCAUGAAUUUCCUGUUCUUUAAGAAUUUUACAAAUGAUCACUGAGUGAACUAUGAAUGGUUUCUCCAUCCCGUAUUGAGAUGUUGUUGGAAAACAACAAAGAUAAAUCUAUUUCUUUAAAUAUUUGUGCAGAAACUGCAUGUAAUUAUGUUUCACUCCUACCAUACAUACUGUAUGUUUGGGGAAGUAUUCUAUCCUAAACUUGCCAAUGUGCAGAGCAAAAUAGUUUUUUUAAAGAAUGAAGAGAAAAUAUAUAUAUAAAUAUAUAUAUAUAUCCAUUCUGUAUUUUACGUGAAGCAGAGUUAUCUUCUGUAGGGUUUUUGUGUAUUCACAAGGUGAUAUUUGUAUUGUAAAACAACAGCGGUGAAGGAAAAUAAAAAGGCUUUUGAAAAA